CGCUGUGGAAGUUGGUCGUAACAGAGUACAUGGACUCGACUCCUGAGGGGACGAAAUAUGCCGAAUAAAACAGAAGUCACAUACUACGGCUUGAUCAAUCAAGGAUCUACAUGCUACCUAAACAGUAUCCUGCAGGUUCUGUUUAUGACCAAGGAGUUCAGAGAGGCUGUGAACAGGUCUGUCGAAGAAAACUCUUCCCAGAAAAUUGGUCAUCAUCUAAAAGAUUUAUUUGAAGAUUUACAGAUAAAGCAAACAAACACAUCAAAAAUAAUAAAAGCCCUGGACAUUCAGAAUGUGUAUGAACAGCAGGAUGCAGCAGAGUACUUCGAGAAGGUUUUAAGGGCUACCAGUUAUCAAGCAUCCAAGAUCUUCCAAGGAGAGCUUAAUCACGUGACCAUCUGUAAAGUAUGUGACCAACCUACUGACAGCAUUGGACCUUUCUGGCAUCUUCCUCUGGAGCUUUUGGACUCCAAAGAAAUCUACAGUGUGGAGAAUGGCAUCAAGAACUUUUUUGAGCCUACAGUAUUUAACGGAGACAACCAAAUGUACUGUGAGAACUGUGACAUAAAAGUUGAUGCCAGCAGACAAUACGUUAUAAACCGUUACCCAGAUGUUCUGCUUCUGCUGCUGAAGAGGUUUGACUUCAGCUACAAAUACAUGUCAUAUGUGAAAAUCAACUGUAAUGUUGAUUUUCCCUAUGAAUUACACAUACCGGAGAAUCAGACAUAUGAGCUCUAUUCUGUUGUGGAUCAUUCCGGUGACCUGAGAAGUGGACAUUACUACGCAAAAAUAAAAUCCCAGGAUGAAGGAAACACAUGGUACUGCUUUGAUGACACUUGGGUCUCACCGACUGAGCUAAAAAACUGUCCAGGAAAGGAGAACAUUGCAAGAUCCUCCAGUGCGUAUCUUCUAUUUUACAGAAGGAAAGGCCAAGACAGUGAAGAAAUGCAGCAGACCCAAAAUGAUACACUUUCUGGACCAAAUGUUCACCAAACGAAGAAAUCUCUUGACUUGGAUAACAGAGAUCCAAAGACUAACAAUAUGGAGAUAGAAAAUACCAGAUGGCGAGAAAAUAGAUAUGAAAACUCCACUAAAGAGAAAGAAAGAGAUACUCCUGAUUUUAGACCUAAACCCAAAGAAAACUUGGCUGUGCAUGUUUAUGGCACAACUGACAAAAGCAGAGAUGAGGAUGAAAAGAUAGAUGGAGACGAUAAACAUAUUACAGAAAAUGCUGAGGGCAAAGCUAUUCAGAAAACAAACAGUGAUGAGCAGGAAGAGACACAGUUGUCUGGAGAUUUAAAUACUCAAAAAUCUGUUAGAGACCAAAGUGAGAUAAACGAUGCAAACCCAAAUGAGAAACAACAGACAUGGGAGAUAGAUGAUAAUACUAACACACUGAUGACUGGUAAAAAAGCUGAUAAUGUUUCACUAAGUGAUCAGGGGAAGGAGAGUAAACAAACUGAUGGUAAACAUGAAGCCCUUAAAACUGAUGAGUAUCACAAUACAUCAGAUGAGGAUAGUAAUGAAACAACUUUUAAAGAAAACGGGGAAGCUCCUGUCACUGGUUGCCAUCACAAUAGUGUAGGAGAUGUUGAAAGUAAGGAAAACAAAUCUGAACAUGCUCAUAUAGAUCACAGUGCAAGCUACAAAGAUCAAGCACAGAAAAAUGAAAAUGUCUACACUGACACAACUGGUUGGCAGAAAAGGUUAGAUACUGAACAUGAAGAAACAAGUAAACUACUAAUGGCACAAUCUCACCAAGACAAACGUACACCACAUCAGAAGAAGAGAAACACUGAAGAAGACAAUGGUCCAGAAGAAGAACAUUGUUUGAAAACCCACACUAAAUGUAGAGACGAUGAAGAUGUUGAGGAUUGUCAUAGACAAUCUGGAACAUGGACAAAAAAGAGACAGAGAGGGGAAAAAGCAGCUGGAAAGGAGAAAGAAAGAAGUAUUAAAAAUCCAGUCCAGGUUUCUGCAGGUGGAAGACAUAGCUCAAGGAAGUCUGCCAAUGUACCAGAAGUAAGCAGUGGGAGCAUAUCAGGUGAGAAUAAAAGGUCACGUGGCAAAGAAAGUAAAGUGUUACAAUACAUGACUGAAGAACGAGUACACAUCAUUUCGGAGGACAAUCAAAAAACAACAACAUCUAUGGCAGCCAGCAAGGCUAAAAAGCAUGCAAUGACUCAGCCAAAAGAAAAGGAAACUACCUUAAAUGUAGAGCUUCAAGUAGCUGAGGGAAACCUAAAUUUGAAAAGAAGUAAUCCCCAUUUGCUCUGUUUCCCUGUUAGCAAGAAGCAUAUCAAAAAGGAUAGAGGGAAGAAGAGCAAGAAUAAAAUAUCAAAAUUCAUGUGUUUCUCAACCACUGAAAAUGGAGAUAGUGAUUAAGGGGUGGAAUAAUAGAAGUAGUAAUAUAGUUGUAUAGUGCUUGUCUCAUUGUCUCUCCGUCAGUAAUAGAUCUUGUUUAGACAUGUUGUUUUAUAUUAAAUUUGAUUGAUUUCCAAUAACAUUAAAAAAUAGUUUAAUCUAUUGAUUUAAAAUGUAUUUGUUGCAACUGAAAUUUUGCUAUAUCAUUUGAAAAAGAACAAUAUUUGUUUUCCAUGUAUUUCACAUUUAUUAUGUAUACCUAAAAUAAACAUUCAGCUAGGUAGGACAUAAAUUGAUAUCCUCUUCUGGAUUUAAAAACAUACAAUGACACCAUAAGAAGCCCUAAAACAAUGGGGUCAGAUGGCAUUAGUAAUCUACUCUAUGUGACAAAUGGAAUUAAAACUGAGAUUCUAAAACAGUUUGUAUUUAAAUCAAACAGGGUUCAGCUUCAGAUUUCUUAGCUAAAUAUUGAAUAAAUCCCCUUAUUCAUUUAUCAGCAGGUGUGUAGGGCAGUGGAGAAAUGUAAAAGUUGUAGGAUAUCUGUCUUCAAGGAUUUGAGUUUGAGACAUAUGUCUUAAAGAAUGAUUUUAAUUUUGAAUUUGUUUUGCUGAUUAUAUUCUAAUAAGUUAAUUGUACACUACUUGAUUAAAUGCCACGGGUUUCAAAAAGGAAAUGUUUGUAUUAAUGUUGUAUUUUCAUUUUUAUUUCUAGUUUUCUUGUA
Messenger RNA from Cyprinodon tularosa, 3085 nucleotides. RefSeq names its product probable ubiquitin carboxyl-terminal hydrolase creB. Gene Ontology annotation, cellular component: cytosol; nucleus. Bases 58 to 2385 code for a protein of 775 amino acids. The transcript is spliced from 12 exons. The record is from RefSeq and is a predicted model, not a curated record. Lineage: Eukaryota; Metazoa; Chordata; Actinopteri; Cyprinodontiformes; Cyprinodontidae. Gene Ontology annotation, biological process: protein deubiquitination. Gene Ontology annotation, molecular function: cysteine-type endopeptidase activity; cysteine-type deubiquitinase activity.